GAAAUGAACUGAAAGGCUAAUCAAUAUAACAACAGAUUUUCAACACUAUGCCAAAAGCCAAGAACAAGUCUUCUGAAAAAGUAGACUGGAGCAAAUACUUUCACGAACAGAAUGAAAAAUUGAAAGCAGAUUUGGGCUUGUUCCCGGAAAAGAAGAAGGAAAAGAAGAAGGAAACAAUUUGGUACUAUCCUCGUAGGAAUCCAUACACUGGACUCAUUCAUCACAAAACAAAACCAAGGAAGCGGAGCAGUGGCAAAAAGAAGGUUGCUAGUUCAGAGAUCACAGAGUCAACGACGGAAGCGGUGACCAAGCCUACGACGACCAAGCCUACGACGACCAAGCCUAAGACAACCAAACCUAUGACGACCAAGCCUACGACAACCAAACCUAUGAUGACCAAGCCUACAACAACCAAACCUAUGAUGACCAAGCCUACGACGACCAAACCUACGACAUCCAAGCCUACGAUUACGAUGUCUGAACGCUCAGACUCAAAGACUUCCCAACACACCACUACCUCUAAGUCAAGAGAAUUAUCGACUACGGCCACGACGCCAAAGCCCACAACGAACGCUACGACCAUGAUGUAGAACAAAACGACAUCGCACAGAACCACCAUUGUUUCUCUCACUUGCUGAAAGUCAACAGAAUUAUCGGCUGGGAAUGCGAUGUCCAAUCCCACGACAAGUUCUACGAUCACCAUGUCAGACACAAUGACAUCACAAGAAACCACCACCUUCACAUGUUCUCUGGUGGAAUAUGCAUACAGCAGGUCGUUCUACAAAUCCAGCACUUGCAAGAUGAAUCAAGUUUAUGCGAUUUUAGCUUGUUCCCAAUUCCAUCUGGUCUUCAUCGAGCCGCAAGAAGAAAAGGAGUGCCACUGAGGACUACUGGAUCGGGUUGACCGGUCCAAGUCUCAGUGAGGCAAGGUGGCUAGAUGGAUCAAGUCUUACAUAUAGCAAUGUUAAGUCUUCUUUGUUCAGUGACAAUGGAAGCUGUUUUCGAAUUGUGUUAAGGCUUUAAAAUAGUUAGUAUGAUGAGGAAAAACAAAAC
Molecule: messenger RNA, 1053 nt
Organism: Strongylocentrotus purpuratus (purple sea urchin)
Lineage: Eukaryota; Metazoa; Echinodermata; Echinoidea; Camarodonta; Strongylocentrotidae
Product: salivary glue protein Sgs-3-like
Exons: 6
Coding region: 48-590 (180 amino acids)
Source: RefSeq, a predicted model, not a curated record